CGACAGGAGAAGGCUAUAAUCGCCAUGGAGUCUACUUCAGUGUACAUGUGUUUCCCCUGUUAUCAGGAGUUUCCCACGCUUGAGGAAGUGCUUGCCCAUCAGAUGACCUGCACUGCAGAGAAUCUCCAUCUCAUAACAAAUGAGACACCUAUUGAGGCGGUGGCUGCAGCUGCUGGGCUACCACAGGUGGCAAUGCAGUCUCAGACUCAGACAUCUGUGGAUUUGUCUUCUCUGCUUGGACAGAAGAAAGCUGAUGCUCCACGCGUUCUGUAUCAGUGCGCUGACUGUGAGGUUCUCUUUGAUACUCUGUCGCUAUGGCAGCAGCACCGCAAGAUGGGCUGCUGCCUUGAGACAGGGCCAGGACCUGGAGGAGACCAGGGAGAAAGCCAUGAAACAGAUGCUAAAGAAGCUCAAGCACUUUCUAGUCAACCAGAAUUUCAGGAACCUGAGUGGGAACAAGAUGAACACAGACAGAUGGAGGUGAAUAAAGAGAGAGGACAGCCUCAAAUAAAGAUAGAGAACACUUCUCAAGAAUAUCUGGUAAGAGAUGAGGCUUCUGAAAAAAUUGUGUCAUCUGAGAGCUCUCAGCAGGACUUGCAGAGUGACAAAGCCCACAUUGAACCUCCAAAGGCCCCAGGCACUCGGGUAGCUACGUCUGUGGAGCCCUCCACUGUAGAGGACAGCCCUGCUACAAGGCGUAGGGGACAAAAGAAGGUUAAGCUACCUUCCAGCCUGCUCUGUGUUGAGUGCGGACAGAGUUUCAGUGCCGUUCCAGAGCUCGUGACUCACCGCAAGAUUCAGCAUGGCUUGAAGGAUGCCAUACACCGCUGCACAGUAUGCGGAGAGGGCUUCCUCAACACCACACUCUUCCUCUAUCAUCGCAGGCAGCACCGCAGAGAGGUGGAGAGCGAAGCCAAGCUGGCCCCACUUGCAAUCCAACAGUUUUCCACAGCUCUGCUGGAUUCCCAGGGUGAGGGUUUGUUACUUUUAGCCACGGCAGGAGAAGGCCAGAGUCUAAUUGAGGUGACCACUAUGGAACAUACAAUAACCGAGACCCCUGUAGCACAGGUGGAGGUGGAGCUGGACAGUAAUUGUAUGACAGGAGAGGAGGCUAUGCAGAAUGACCAGGUACAUGCAGAAGAGGGCGCUGUGAGCAUGGAGAAUAGUGAGGUCCUGGUGGACAACAUUGUGGAGAUGGUGGAAGAAAGGACUGAAGUAAACGAUGAGGAAAGAUUGGAGAUGGUCCCUGGUAAUAUAGAAGGAGAGCAAAGUGGAGCCAUGCAGACAGAGAAAGAUGUCAUUUCAGAGAAUGAAGAGGUGGAAAGUAAAUCUGCAGAGGAACCUGUUACAGCAUCCUCCUCAGGCACUGAAGGACGGAUUUUUCUCUGCCAACAGUGUGGAUCCUCUUUCCCCAAUGAGCAGGAGUUGAUCAAGCACCGCAGUACAGAGCAUGGCCUGGAGGCACCGAUACAUACCUGCACAGAGUGUGGGGCUGAGUUCAUGAGUACCACACACUUCCUUUACCAUCGCCGUGAACAUCGUCUGAAUGGACCUGUAGGACAAACACCUUCUGCUGAGGAGAAAAGCAGACUCGUUCCUGCUUCAGCUCUCACCUCCAUGGUAAAAUGCAGAGACGACAUGCCCCUCAGAAAACCAGCAGCAACAGCAGAUGCCACUCUCGAGGCCCCUGCCAAGCUGAGUCGGGACUGGUCGCGCACCGCCCUGCCUCACGAGUGCCCGCAUUGUGGGAAGGGCUUUACACGGCGCAGCCUAUUGCGUGAGCAUGUGUUCAAGCACACGGGUGAGAAACUCUUUAACUGCAAAGUUUGCAAGAAGGGCUUCCCCUCUCCAGCCAGCUUGCUGCGUCACCAACUCACCCAUGGAGGUUCCCGCUUAUUCAGCUGCCCCAUCUGUGAAAAGCGCUUCUUCCAGGCUACCUCACUCAAACGCCAUAUGCUGAUCCACCAGACAGGGGAAACUCAGGAACGCUGGGUCAGAGGCAGAGGAAAAGGGAGGACAACAUCCCUAAAUGAUGGACGUGCGCACAUCUGCCCUGAGUGCCCAGCCAGCUUCAACUUUGAGUCCCAGCUGGAGAGUCACAGACUCCUACACACCAGCCAUCCAUUCCCAUGCAAUGUGUGCGGGGAGGCAUUUAUACGUCGCAAGGACCUGGACCUGCACUAUCUCAUCCAUCAAGAUAAAGAACCAAAGACAUGUCCUAACUGUGGCUCUCAGUUCUUGAAUCAGGCAGUCUUGGACACACACCUGCAGCACUGCACCGGGGAGGUGCCAGUGCGCCGCAGAUAUAAAGGUCAGGGACGAGGAAAGGUGGGAGGUCAGCUGGAGUGUGAUAUGUGUGGUCACCGCUGUGUCACUCAGGAUGGUCUCGACCUGCACCGUCUUUCCCACACGGGUCAGACACCCCUGCGGUGCCCACUUGCCCCCUGCAGGCGGCGCUUCGCCUCCAGUUCUGCAUUAGGGGAGCAUCUUGUGGCACACUGCCGUGGAGCUCUGGGCAAGAAAAACGCUCCACGCCGCUUCUCAUGCGAGUUCUGCGGGAAGGAGUUCGCCUACCCGUCCACCUUCACCGUUCACAUGAGAACGCACACCAAUGAUCGACCCUUCGAGUGCUCUCAAUGUGGGAAGCGUUUUCGGCAGCUUCCACACCUGCAGGAUCACGAGCGCAUUCAUAGUGGUGAGCGGCCGUUCACGUGCUGGGUGUGCGGGAAAAGCUUCAGUGUAGCAGCGAGACUAACGGAACAUGCCCAUGUGCACAGUGGCGAGCGUCCGUACAUCUGCACUCGUUGUCCAACUGCCUUCCGUUCCCGAUCCAACCUUGAAAAACACAUGCGUAUCCAUGACAACGACCCCGUAGACUCUGCUGCACAGAGCUUGAUGGAUGAUGAUGCGGCUGUACAGACCAUCCUCCUAGUACAGGAGUCUGCCUUUUCCUCACCAUCCUCUUCCACAUCCGCCAUGCCUGUUGUCCAGGAGGGCAUGCUGGUGGCGGAGGAAGGCGGCACAUCUGUGGUCUUUCUGCACCACAACAUGAGCAUGCCUACUAUCUCUGUGCCGACCAUCUCAGUGCCCUCUGUGACUGUUUCAAACAUCUCUUUAGUGGCAGGCCAAGAUGUGCCUCACACUAUUGAGGUUAUCUUAGAAGAGAAUGUGUAAAAAGACAGAAGCAUAAUCAGAUGAAUGGAACGGGUAGGUGAGGGGGUUAUGAACAUGACAUUUAUUCUAUUAAUUGAUACUCCUUUUGAGAUGGCAGAUUCAGCAAUAUGUAAAAGAUAGCAGGUCAGAACUUUAUAAAAGAGUAUUUGUAUGCAUGUGUGUAUGUGUGUCUGUGAGCUUGUGUGACCUCUUUAUGAGAAGGAUAUAUUUUUGCUUUUGCAGUGUAGAAAAACCUCGACUCAUCAUCUUUAUUUAUUUUUUUACAUUCAAAUUUGCCACUGUAAUUAUUCUUAUUUUAUCUUUGCAUUUUUUUGUGUUUUAUAUGCCUUUAAUAGAUAACAUGCCCCAUGAUUUUUGUGGCUGUUAAAAUAAUAAGCUUGUGGGGUUACUGGUUCAUUUAAAGGGACUUUGACUUUAGAGAACUAGAAUAAAGUGUCUAACUGUGUUCUUAUCGAUAGACUGACAGCUGCAGAUGCUUUCUGAAGAUGAAGCUUUGGACAGUAAGGAAAAGUAAAUUUUGCUGAUCAAGUCAAUUGAGAAGUAAAGGGGUUAUUCUUUUUUGUUUCUUGCACCAAAAACAUAAUUUUAGUGUUUUCCACCCUCUCUUUGACCCAUAGAAUUAAACAGGCCUUUAUUUACCAUUGUGUCUUAAAGACUUGUAUGUAAACAACAACCACUGUUACAACUGGCUAGCCUCUUUGCUUGUGAAAUGAAUAACAAUGAUUUCUUUAGGCAAGUUUGGUCUUUCCCUAAACCAAGACCAACAUUUCCAAUUGUAACUCAUCCUAAAGCUCUUAAGCUACUUCCACCAAAUUUGGCACAGCCCUUGAGACAGUUCUGACUCAGGUUGCUAUAACUUUUCUAACUGAUCUGAUAUACAA
Xyrauchen texanus (razorback sucker) is the source of this 4055-nucleotide messenger RNA. RefSeq names its product zinc finger protein 235-like. The coding region runs from base 25 to 3174 and encodes 1049 amino acids. The transcript has 7 exons. NCBI's taxonomy places the organism in Eukaryota, Metazoa, Chordata, Actinopteri, Cypriniformes, Catostomidae. The record is from RefSeq and is a predicted model, not a curated record.